GGCUCGGGCAGGGCAGCACUUAUCUGCGGGGCGCGGCGGCAACUUGUAGCCGGCGGCUGCGGACGGCCCCGCGCUGCUGCCAGGAAUAUGGAUGUGAGAAGCAGGAAUUUCUUGCUCCUGAAUCGCCAAGCUUUGCAGAGGGACAUCAAGACCGCUUACAUUAUGGAUCAUCUGAUUUCUGAUGAAGUGUUAACGCCGCAGGAGGAGGAGAGAGUGAGACAACAGGGCACGCAGGAGGAGCGAGCAGCUAUGCUGAUAAACAUCAUCCUUACAAAAGAUAACAACUCCUACAGAUCCUUUUAUAAUGCCCUGCUUCAUGAAGGGUACAGAGAUCUUGCUGCGCUGCUUCAGGACGGGAUCCCUGCCAUCUCCUCUGGUAACAGAAAGAGUUCAAUGGAUGGAAUGACUUCACAUGUGAAGACAGUUCUCUGCGAAGGAGGUGUGCCACAGAGACCAGUUGUGUUCGUCACUCGGCCGAAGCUGGUAGAUGCUAUUAAAGAGAAGCUGUACUGCUUAGGAAAUGAUCCAGGUUGGGUCACAGUUUAUGGAAUGGCAGGUUGUGGGAAGACUGUUUUAACAGCAGAAGCUUUAAGGGAUCAUCAGCUCUUGAAAGAUUGCUUUCCAGAAGGAGUUCACUGGCUCUCUGUUGGAAAGCAGGACAAAGCAGGGCUCCUCAUAAAACUUCAGAACCUCUGCAGUAGAUUAGAGCAUGACUCCACCCUUUCACAGAGGCCACCACUUAACAUUGAAGAGGCUAAAGAUCGUCUGCGUUUGCUGAUGCUCAGGAAGUAUCCCAGGUCUCUUUUGAUCCUGGAUGACAUUUGGGAUUCCUGGGUAUUAAAAGCAUUUGAUAAUCAAGGUCAGGUUCUUAUCACCAGCAGGGACAGGAGCGUAACCGAUGCUGUGGCUGGCAAUAAAUAUGAGGUUCAUGUGGAAAGUGGACUAGCACAUGAGAAAGGACUGGAGAUUUUAUCCCUGUUUGUGAAUAUGAAGAUAUCAGAACUGCCAGAACAAGCUAACCUCCUUGUAAGGGAAUGUAAAGGUUCUCCUCUCGUGAUAUCCUUGAUAGGUGCACUACUACGAGACUUCCCUAGUCGUUGGGAAUACUACCUCAGGCAGCUGCAGAACAAGCAGUUUAGAAGGAUAAGAAAAUCUUCUUCUUAUGAUUAUGAAGCCCUUGAUGAAGCAAUGUCCAUAAGUGUUGAGCAACUGAAUGACAAUUACAAGGACUACUAUAAAGACCUCUCUGUCCUCCCAAAAGAUGUCAAAGUACCUACCAAGGUCCUCUGUAUUCUGUGGGAUAUGGAAACUGAAGAAGUUGAAGAUAUCCUGCAGGCAUUUGUUAACAAGUCCCUAUUGUUCUGUGAUCGUAAUGGGAAGUCAUUCCAUUACUAUUUACACGACCUUCAGCUUGAUUUCCUCACAGAAAAGAAUCACAACCAGCUUCAGGAGUUACACAAAAACAUAGUAAAUCAGUACAAGAAGUACUACAAACUUAAUACACCUGUUCCAUCUCAAGAGGAUUGCAUGUACUGGUACAACUUUCUAGCCUACCACAUGGCUGGUGCCAACAUGCAGAAGGAACUCUGUGCUCUAAUGUUUUCUUUGGAUUGGAUUAAAGCUAAAACAGAAUUGGUAGGGCCUGCUCAUCUCAUUCAUGAAUAUGUAGAAUAUAGUUCAAUCCUGGAUCAAAAGGAUAGCACAGUACGUGAGAACUUCCAGGAGUUCCUGUCUUUAAAUGGGCACCUGCUUGGAAGAGAGCCCUUUCCUGACAUUAUCCAGCUGGGGCUUUGCCAGCCAGAGACAUCAGAAGUGUAUCAACAAGCUAAGCUCCAUGCUCAAAGAGCAACAGGAACGUUUUAUUUGGAAUGGAUAAAUAAGAAGUCCUUGAAGAACCUCUACCGGCUGGUUGUACGUCCACACAGAGACGCAGUUUACCAUGCCUGCUUUUCUAAGGACAGGCAGAGGAUAGCAUCCUGUGGAGCUGACAAAACCCUUCAGGUGUUUAAAGCAGAAAGUGGGGAGAGACUCCUGGAGAUCAGUGCCCAUGAUGACGAAAUACUUUGUUGCUCUUUCUCUGCAGAUGGUGAGCUUGUAGCAACUUGUUCAGCUGAUAAAAAAGUGAAGAUCUGGAAUUCAAGAACAGGCCAGUGCAGAAGUGUGUAUGAACAUGUGGAGCAGGUGAAUUGCUGCCAGUUCAAUAACAGAAGUGGUCAGUAUCUUCUAGCUACCUGCUCAAAUGACACUUUCAUCAAACUUUGGGUUUUGAAUGAAAACCGUUGUAGAAAUACAAUGAUAGGACAUCAAAACUCUGUCAAUCACUGCAGAUUCUCCCCAAACGAUGAGUAUGUUGCUAGCUGCUCAACGGAUGGAACAGUAAAGCUCUGGGACACACGCUCAGGGAACGAACAGAAAAGCAUUGAGAUCAAAGAUUGCUUCAAAACUGCAGAUGAGCAACCAGAUGAUGUGGAGGUUUUAGUGAAAUGUUGCUCUUGGUCCAGAAAUGGUGAUGUGAUUUUGGUGGCAGCCAAAAAUAAGCUUUUGCUUUUCGACGUUAAAACGUGUGCUUUGUUGUCACAAGUCAUUGCAAACCAUCACAGCACAAUCCAGUACUGUGACUUCUGUCCUGGUGAUGAGUUAGUAGCAGUUGCUUUGUCUCACUGUUCUGUUGAGCUAUGGAAUAUUAAAUCUCUAUCAAAAGUGGCAUACUGCAGGGGACACAUGAGCUGGGUUCACUGUGUAACGUUCUCCCUCGAUGGAUCUUUAUUCCUGACAUCUUCUGAUGACCAGACAAUACGUAUCUGGGAAACAAAGAAGGUGUGCAAGUCCUCUGAUGCUGUGCUGAAAAGUGAGCUGGAUGUUGUAUUUCACAAUGAAGAAGUGAUGAUUUUAGCAAUCUACAACCAGAAGCAUUUGCAGCUUAUCAAUGGAAAUACAGACAGUGUAAUUAUGCAGACAUCAGCUCAAGAAUCCCCCAUUUCCUGCUGCUGCUUAAGUGUGGAUCUUAAAUUUGCAGCUUUUGGACAGGAGAAUGGAACAAUAAAGGUAUUGCAGCUGGUGGAUGGGAAAGUUCUGAAGUCCCUGGAGGCCUACAGGAUAUCUGUGCAGCACUGUCGAUUUACAGCUGAUUGCCAGACUCUGAUUUCAAGUGCCCAUGACUCAGUUAUACAGGUAUGGAAUUGGCAGCUGGAUGAAUGUGUGUUUCUAAGAGGGCACAAGGAAGCAAUCAAAGAUUUUAGACUUCUAGAAAAUUCAAAACUUCUUUCCUGGUCCUUUGAUGGAACUGUUAAGGUUUGGAAUAUCACUACAGGAAACACAGAAAAAGAUUUUGCUUGCCAUGGAGGUGCUGUUCUUUCCUGUGCUGUUUCACCUGAUGGUAGUAAAUUUUCAUCUACUUCUGCUGACAAAACUGCAAAGAUCUGGAGCUUUGAAAGUUCUUCUGUUCUUCAUGAGCUGAAAGGUCACGAAGCUUGUGUGCGGUGCUGUGCUUUCUCUCCUAGUAACAAACUGAUGGCCACUGGAGAUGACAAAGGAGAAAUAAGGAUUUGGGACAUUCUAACAGGUGCAUUACUUCACUUCUGCUCUCCAGUUACUGUAGAUGAAGGAGAACCAACACAUGGUGGCUGGGUAACAGACCUCUCGUUUUCUCCUGACAGCAAGAUGCUUGUGUCAUCUGGAGGCUAUCUUAAGUGGUGGAAUGUAACUACUGGAGAAUCCUUACAAACCUUCUACACCAAUGGAACAAACCUCAAGUCAAUCCAUGUGUCCCCUGAUUUUGAAGUGUAUGUGACUGUUGAUAAUCUUGGUAUUCUUUAUGUGUUGCAGAAGUUGUGAUUCAUGUGCUGAACACUGCCAAGAGAAUUCCUUCUUGUCUUUUAAGGUGGAAACAAAAUUCUGCUCACUGUUAGGCUGACACUCAUGAAGCUGUGAACUUUAUUUCCUUCUUUUAUUCAGGAUGUUUUUAUGUAUAUUUACCUACAUUUGUGCAUGGUUUCCCACCUGAACUUGUAUUUAGUCUUCUUUUAAUUCUUCAUCUGCAUCUUAGGUUGCUUCCAAUUUUGUAGGGAAAUUCUAUUAAGGUUUAUUUAAAUUGGUUGAAAUUAAUAUUAAUAACAGUGAAGAAAUUAUAGGAAUACAAUACUUGGAAAUUGCUAAGGCUGAAGGCUAAAUGCUCUCUAGCCAUGAACACAACUGUGUGAGAUGCAAAAAAAGAUGAUGAUGAUGAUGUUGAUUGUUAUUAUUUAACUGUGAUGCAACCAUGGAAAGAAUCAGGGACAUCCUUGAGCAACCAAGAAUCAGGAGGCUCUGAGCAAUCAAGUCUAGUUGAGAAGUGUCCCUGCCCAUGGCAGGGAGGUUGGAGUAGAUGAUCUGAAGGUCCCUUCCAACCUGAGCCAUUCUGUGAUCUGAAAAAUGAAACUAUCUUGGUGCUUGAUAUUCAAACCAAAUCAAGUAGCUGUUCAAGUCACAGCAGCACUGGUAAGGACCUUCGUGCUUCUAGCCUUGUGGAGGUGAAGUGCACUGUAGCACUCAAGAGCUGUGCCUAUUAAUGGCAACACUUUGAGUCUUGUUUUCUCAAGGCAGCAUCCCGAAGGAUACUGCUAUGGAACUGGAAGAGCUUGUGCCACAUUUCCAGUCAAAGAAUGAAUGCAGCUAAGCAGCUGAAGUGAGAAUGGAGAUGGUUCCAAAGGUAUAUAUUGAAAAAUAUAUAGGAGAGGUGAAUUUUAGUUACUUUUCCUUUGGGAAUUAGCAUUCAGUUUACAGUAUGGAGACAUUCUACUGUCCUCAGCUUUGUUUACAUGGGACUCUGAGCACAGGGAUCUCUUGCCUGGCAAUAUGUGAUUUUCUUCUUUUUUAAAACUUCUAUCUUUACAGUCUAUUUAUAGAUCCAAUAUGGAGUAGAAAGGUUCAUGUUUUCUACUAAUAUUACUUGAGCUAUCUUUUGUGAAUAACAAAACAGCAAUUUUUCCUAGGUACCUAGUAAGCCUUGCCCUGGCAAACUGCCUCUCAACUGCUCUGAGCAACUGCACAAGCAUUAAUAUCAUGAUUUGCCUACUUUUGUAGCUGGCAGGAGGCCAUUACACUUAGAUGAAAAAGUAAAAGCUACAGUAGCAAGUGUCUCAACUGCUACUGAAUGAUGACAUUUUCACUUCGUAUUUUUUUGUGUGUGCUUUUCAAAAGAUUGAAUAUACAUUCUUGGUACUUUUCUGAUUUUGACAAUCACCAUUUUGUCCUCUUUUGUAUUAAUCCUUCUUUUAACUUUCUGAGGUGCUGUUGAAUACGGGUCAGUAUAAUCAAAGAAAUUUAAAGAACAGAAAUUCCAGAGGGAAAAAAAGGGUGAUGUUUUAUAUUGUAAGGAUGUACAGCAUUCAAUAAAGAGAAUCCAGGCAAUACUGCCCAAAGCUGUAAA
Molecule: messenger RNA, 5407 nt
Organism: Pogoniulus pusillus (Red-fronted tinkerbird)
Lineage: Eukaryota; Metazoa; Chordata; Aves; Piciformes; Lybiidae
Gene: APAF1
Product: apoptotic peptidase activating factor 1
Exons: 27
Coding region: 88-3834 (1248 amino acids)
Biological process (GO): apoptotic signaling pathway; regulation of apoptotic process
Cellular component (GO): apoptosome
Molecular function (GO): ADP binding; protein binding
Source: RefSeq, a predicted model, not a curated record